Molecule: messenger RNA, 1776 nt
Organism: Neohortaea acidophila
Lineage: Eukaryota; Fungi; Ascomycota; Dothideomycetes; Mycosphaerellales; Teratosphaeriaceae
Product: Sec1-like protein
Exons: 3
Coding region: 1-1776 (591 amino acids)
Biological process (GO): intracellular protein transport; vesicle-mediated transport
Cellular component (GO): Golgi membrane
Source: RefSeq, a predicted model, not a curated record
AUGGACAUCCACGCAUCCAUCAGCAACUAUGUCACCAAGAUGAUCAGCGUCGGGGAUGGCGGCCCCGGCGGCGCAGCGGCAAAGAUGAAGAUCCUCCUACUCGACCAUGACACCGUCCCCAUCCUCUCCUCUGCCACCACCCAGUCCACCCUCCUCAACCACUCCGUCUACCUCACCGACCGCCUCGGCAACUCCGAGCGCGAGAAGAUGCGCCAUCUGCGCUGCCUCUGCUUCCUGCGCCCGUCGUCCGACAGCAUCCAACUGCUCAUCGACGAGUUCCGCGAUCCCAAGUACGGCGAGUACCACCUAUACUUCAGCAACAUCAUCAAGAAAUCCGCGCUGGAGCGGCUAGCCGAGGCCGACGACCACGAAGUCGUCAAGUCCAUCAUCGAGUACUUUGCCGACUUCAUCGUCAUCAACCCCGACCUCUGCUCCUUACCCCUGUCCACCCGGCUGUUCAGCUCUUCGCCCGACCUGUGGAACCACGACAGCCUCACUCGCACCGUGGAGGGCGUGCUUGCCAUACUGCUGGCUUUGAAGAAGAAGCCGCUGAUACGAUAUGAGAAGAACAGUCUGCUCUGCAAGAAGCUGGCUACGGAGGUGCGGUAUGCGAUGACGCAGGAGGAGCAGCUGUUCGAUUUCCGAAAGCCCGAUACCCCACCCAUCCUCCUCCUGGUGGAUCGAAGAGAAGAUCCCCUCACCCCGCUGUUGACGCAGUGGACCUACCAAGCCAUGGUGCAUGAGCUGCUCGGGAUCGAGAAUGGCAGAGUGGAUUUGAGUAAUGUCCCGGACGUCAGACCCGAGUUCAAGGAAAUCGUGGUUUCACAGGACCAGGAUCCCUUCUUCGCAAAGAACAUGUAUCUCAACUUUGGCGAUCUGGGCCAGAACGCCAAGGAUUACGUCGAGCAGUUCGCUUCCAAGCAAGCAUCGGGCCAGAAGCUGGAGAGCAUCGAGGACAUGAAGCGCUUUGUCGAAGAGUACCCCGAAUUCCGACGACUCAGCGGGAACGUGACCAAGCACGUCACCCUCGUCACCGAGCUCAGCAGGAGAGUCGAGACGGACAAGUUGUUGGACGUGUCGGAGCUCGAGCAGAGUCUGGCGUGUAACGACAAUCACAGCCAAGACGUCAAGCGCUUACAAGAGGUCAUUCAAAACCCAGCGGUGCCACCGAACAACAAGCUGCGCCUCGUCGCCAUCUAUGCCCUCCGCUACUCCGGCCAUGCGAACAACAGCACGCCGGCCCUCCUGGACCUGCUGGCCGGGGUGGGGGGCCUCAGCCGGCACCGCAUCAAUCUCAUUCCCAAACUUCUCACCUACGCCCACUCGCUGCAAUCGAUCCCCCAGGCGGGCGGCAUUCCCGAUCUCUUCCAAGGCAGUACCAUCCUGUCCGAGGCGCGCUCUCGGUUCAAUCGCGGCCUGCGAGGGGUGGAGAACGUUUACACACAACACUCACCGAAGCUGGACGCGACGUUGCAGGACCUCAUCAAAGGCCGAUUGAACAUGAAUUCCUAUCCGUUUGUCGACGGCGGAGGGCAGACGAGGGACAAGCCACAGGACGUUGUGGUGUUUGUGGUGGGAGGGGCGACGUAUGAAGAAGCGAAGGUGGUGGCGCAGAUGAAUGCUACGUCGCCAGGCGUAAGGGUGGUGUUGGGGGGCGCAGGAGUACUCAACAGCGAGCGAUUUCUGGAACAGGUGGAGGAGGUUGUCGACGCUUGGCCCGAGCCCAAGCCAGACACGGCGGCGGGCAGAUUACGAAAGGCGGUGGGGCGGAGUUGA